UCAAAGGUAUCCUAAAGUACCUGUUUUCACUGAUGAUCAUGGUAAAGUUGGAAUUAGUUUUGAUUUUAUGCAAGUGAGCAUUGGUGAAUUAUAUAAAUUGCCGAAAUAUGUUAAAGCUCUUAAG
This is a messenger RNA of Dentiscutata heterogama, 124 nucleotides long. The record is from the annotation of a GenBank genome assembly. Lineage: Eukaryota; Fungi; Glomeromycota; Glomeromycetes; Diversisporales; Gigasporaceae.